GUAUGCAAUACGACAAGAUAAUCUUAUCUCAAAACAGAAGGAAUAUGCUUACUAACAAGGUGUCGUCACCUGGGAAUGUUUAUAAAAGCAUGAAAAAAAGGAUAAUAGCGCUUGACACUGGAAACCACCAAUUAUCGAAUAAGGAUACCGUGUACAGCCGUCCGCUCGCGAGCCUUUAUCCAUCCCUGGCGGCUUCAGCAACCUGCACCACCACUUCACGGGUAAAAGUAUCCCUAAUUGGACGGUAUCCCCUUGUGUAGGGAGAAUCAUUUUGAAUAUCAAAAGAAGAGGGGGGAACCUAUCGUCCGUCUCCAGCACUUCUCGUGUGCACUUUCCGCCCGAAAGUGGAAAAAGUGAAGAAGCGAAAGCUGCUACACGUGAACCAGUGGCCAGAAGGUUUAAUUCUUCCCCGUUUCAUCUAAUUCAUUACCGCGGGAACAUGAGCGCGAGAAAUUUGUUACGGGCAAAAGGGGUGAGAGAUUUUCCACCGACCACGGUCCCACGGUCAGGAGCCGACAAGGGCCGUCCCACCGGCGGCCGGGCUAGCAUUUAUGAAACCCUCGGUGAUGAAUUUUUCAUUCCGUUUGCUGCUUCCCGUUUGUUCCAUACGCUUGGCAUAGCAGGUGUGUGGAGAAGGCCUGGGUCGCGUGUGAGAGAAAUGGAAAACUCGUUUAAAAGCAGCUCGUACGAACACUUUCGGCAUCAUUCCCUAAGUGGUUUUUAAUAACUUCAUUCGGACUACGAGCAGUGCUGACUGGUUGCUGGAGCUGACAAAAUUUCGGACUCUAGGGGUGUGCCUGAAAAUUAGAAGAACCAAAAAAAAAGCAAGAAGUCCCAGCGACGACAAAUGGAGGUCCUCAACUGUCCGCUACUGUCGGUGAAUGUGCGCGUGUGGCGCUUCUGGUCAUUCGUGCUGGUGCACAACUGGCGACGGUACAUCAGCAUCAUCCCGGUGACGGCGCUGAACGUGUUCAUGUUUGCCGACCUGUACCGGGCCUGGGGCAACAUCGAGGAGGUCAUUAUUAAUGCUUAUUUUGCGGUGCUCUAUUUCAACGCGGUGCUGCGCACGCUGAUACUGGUGUACAAUCGGGACAAGUACGAGUCAUUCCUGGCCGGUGCGGCCAGCGUGUACGAGGAAAUACGAGCUAUCAACGAUGACGUCAUCAGUAAACUCGUCUCAACGUACACUAAAAGGGCACGCUUCCUGUCCAUCUCCAACCUGGCGCUCGGUGCGUUCAUCAGUGGGUGUUUCGUUGUGUACCCACUGUUUACCGGGCAGCGGGGCCUACCGUACGGGAUGUUCAUACCGGGCGUGAACAAUUUCGACUCACCGCAGUACGAAAUCUUCUACAUCACCCAGCUGGUGCUGACGUUCCCCGGGUGCUGUAUGUACAUUCCGUACACGAGCUUCUUCGCCUCGAGCACCCUGUUCGGGCUGGUGCAGAUCAAAACGUUGCAGCAUCAGCUGAAAACCUUCCGCAGCUCGGAAAUGCUCAACGAAAGCACGGUGGUGCUCAACCGAAAGCUUCAGAAGCUGAUCGAAGAUCACAAGCGAAUCAUUCGCUAUGUGCAAGAUCUUAACGAUCUGGUGACCUACAUCUGUCUGAUAGAGUUCCUGUCGUUCGGAUUAAUGCUGUGCGCGCUGCUGUUCUUACUUAAUAUUAUCAGUGUGAUGGCUCAGAUCGUUAUCGUUGGAGCGUACAUUUUCAUGAUCCUCACACAAAUAUUUGCCUUCUACUGGCACUCGAACGAGGUGCGGGAGGAAAGCAUGGCCAUCGCACAGGCCUCGUACAGCGGACCGUGGCUGAAUGUGGAUGACACUAUUAAAAAGAAGCUUCUCAUGAUGACGAUCCGUGCCCAGCGUCCACUAGAGAUCACAGUCGGUAACGUGUAUCCGAUGACGCUGGAAAUGUUUCAAUCACUGCUGAAUGCGUCCUAUUCGUACUUUACGCUUCUGAGAAGAGUUUACAAUUAAAAGAUGGCAAUGAUAGCAUAAGCUUAACGCGAUAAGUUUAGAAGCAUAGUACGCCCACCAACGCCCACCCACAUACUUACAACUUUACACUUUAAUAACCACAAAAAAGGCUACGGGAGCCCAGUAAAGAGCAGGCAGGAAGACUAAAAGCCACCGAAAAUCGUGAUAAAUCAUCCAGCCAGCUCAUCAUCGUCAGCAUCGCUCCACCUUUCUGUUUGGUGAUAAAUUCAUCCCGAUGGUGCAAGUUUUGAGUCCCUAAACUUUGCUCUUAAUCUCCACUUCAAGCAUGAAGUGCUUCUUUUGUGUGGGCGUUGAUUACGUGAUACGAUUAUUGUUCGGUUGUUACUUUUCAUUCUUGGCGUGUGCUGUGGACGGUUUCCGAUUAUUUGCCGGCUUUGCAUACGCACGCUGGCCGGUGGCAUUUUUUUAAUGGAAGUGUAUGAGAGUGAAGUGUCGCAGUUGAUGCUAUUAAUUACACUGUGUAGUGUGUGCACGUUGGUACAGUUUUGAUAUUCAUCACUUCAAUUUUCAAUGCUAUUUUACAAGCAAAUUGAAAUGCAGAUGCAUAUUUUUGUGAUUUUUUGAACACCUCAUCUGCUGAGAAAAUAUUCUUAUUAUCUUCAAAGAGAGAUCCAAUCCGCACCAACGAACAAAGCAAAAAAAGGAUCUCGUGAUUCAUCAAUUCAGCAUGGCACCAUCAUUCAGUUGUUUGAAAUAUUGCAUACAAAUGUUGAUGUACGCUUUAUGGAAUGGUUAGCUUUAUGGCUGUGCUUUUAUGGUACCUCCACAUGAAAUAUUUCAGCCAAGGGUGUUGCGAGGAUG
Anopheles coluzzii is the source of this 2797-nucleotide messenger RNA. Its product is annotated as odorant receptor Or2-like. Gene Ontology annotation, cellular component: plasma membrane. Gene Ontology annotation, molecular function: odorant binding; olfactory receptor activity. The record is from RefSeq and is a predicted model, not a curated record. The coding region runs from base 848 to 1975 and encodes 375 amino acids. Gene Ontology annotation, biological process: sensory perception of smell; detection of chemical stimulus involved in sensory perception of smell. Lineage: Eukaryota; Metazoa; Arthropoda; Insecta; Diptera; Culicidae. The transcript is spliced from 6 exons.